UGUAGAGCUGGUUCACUAUCUUCCUUUUCCGUUUUCAGCUCCGACCAACUGAGGAGGAGUAGAAAUGGCGUCGUCGGCAAGAGAAUGGAUUGAAGUAGACGAAACGGCGAAACAAUUUCUCACCAGGGUUUUCUCAGAGCGGCCAUUUCAACCAUUACCUCCACCUCUUCAUCGCAUUCCUCUCCGUCCCGGCAAUGUUGUAGAAAUCGUCGGUCCUUCUCCUUCUUCAAAAACUCGCAUUCUUAUGCAGGCUGCUAUUAAUUGUAUUUUGCCUAAGGAGUGGAAGGGUGUAAACUAUGGAGGCUUGGAGCGAUUAGUUAUGUUUGUUGACCUGGAUUGUCGUUUUGAUGUGUUAAGCCUUUCACGAUUACUGAAGCAGCGGCUCAUUCGAGCAAAUGUCAGAGACUGCUGAUCAGCAACAAAGUUGAAUCAAAUUAAAAGAUUCAUCACCCUUGAAGAUUCGGUACAUC
This is a messenger RNA of Solanum tuberosum (potato), 470 nucleotides long. RefSeq names its product DNA repair protein XRCC2 homolog. Gene Ontology annotation, cellular component: replication fork; Rad51B-Rad51C-Rad51D-XRCC2 complex. NCBI's taxonomy places the organism in Eukaryota, Viridiplantae, Streptophyta, Magnoliopsida, Solanales, Solanaceae. The transcript has 3 exons. The record is from RefSeq and is a predicted model, not a curated record. Gene Ontology annotation, biological process: double-strand break repair via homologous recombination. Bases 65 to 412 code for a protein of 115 amino acids.